Messenger RNA from Schistosoma margrebowiei, 857 nucleotides. NCBI's taxonomy places the organism in Eukaryota, Metazoa, Platyhelminthes, Trematoda, Strigeidida, Schistosomatidae. The record is from the annotation of a GenBank genome assembly.
AAAAUACCAAAAAAAAACUACAUUUGAUCCUGAUUUAAAAAUCAUACAAACAUUAGAAUAACUACAACAUAAAUAGAAGAUCGAAUAUAUAACGUGAGAGGGGUGUGUAUGUGUGUGUGAUCGAUUGUGGAUAAUUGGGGACAGAUGAAUUAAAUACAACAGAACAUUAGGAUAAUCUAUCCUGGUAACAAUUAUCCUCAUCAUCAUCAUAAAUAUACUACUUAUAAUAAUAAAAUGCAAAAAUCAAUUCGUGCAAAUGAGCAUCAAUUAUAUUAUUUAGUGAAUAAAGCUCGUGAAAAUGGUUUAGCUAAAUUAUCUGGUAAUUUAUGGAAAAGAAGUUUAGAUACUGGUAAAUGGCAAUUACGUUACUUUAUAUUAUAUCAGAAUUUAUUGUUUUAUUUCGAUGGUGAACGUGCAGAAAGACCAUCUGGUGUUAUAUUUUUAGAAAGUUCUUAUUGUGAACCAAAUGUAAAUUUAAAAUCUGGACGAGAUGAUAAAACUGGUGGACAACAAGGAAACUACUUCACAAUAUCCUAUCGUAAAGAAGGUGUUCGUCAAUAUGAUCUACGUGCUGAUACUGAAGAAGAAUGUUUCAUGUGGGUUGAUGCAAUCAAUGGUGCCAGUAUGAGGUUACCUCACCAAUGUCCAUUGACAACUUGACCAUAGAUCAAACUCUGGAUCUUCAAGUUUCUCGAUAAACGUUUAACUUCUAAACUAUUUCCCAAACAACCAACGACAUGCAUGUCUAAUUCUAGUUAAUCUAAGACUUUUUUCAACCACCUUCCAAUGAUUGUUUGAUUCAGAUCAAACUGUAUCUUAAAUUAUAAAAGUCAAUAAUCACUAUAAACUAUCUAUGG